This is a messenger RNA of Podospora bellae-mahoneyi, 3521 nucleotides long. RefSeq lists its product as uncharacterized. Bases 1 to 3216 code for a protein of 1071 amino acids. The transcript has 4 exons. Lineage: Eukaryota; Fungi; Ascomycota; Sordariomycetes; Sordariales; Podosporaceae. The record is from RefSeq and is a predicted model, not a curated record.
AUGUCGUCCUUUCCCCAUGUGCCCCUGAAGGGGACCAUGCUCCGUGCUCCGGUCUUUUGUCAGGAGAAGGAAAGCACGAGAGGGCACUCCAAAGGCCCUUUUGUUUUGGUCACGACUCUGGUCGCCUUUGUCAGUUUGCAUCUUGAGACACGAUAUACAGUCAGCGGACACCCAACUCUGUUCCAUUGGACAUCAGAAGACAACCGUCGCUCGUACUCGCUUUUCGCAGUCCUCAACAUCGACAUGCCGGCUCACAGGUACACGAUCGACGAGCUUAUGGCCAUCCGGGGCGUCCCGGUGCCGGUGCCUGCUCGCAUGUCGGCUCUGGCCAACAAUCCCGAGCUUGCCGACGUGGUCCGCGAGUCUGGAAGCGAGUCAUCGUCAGGCUACAAGCCUACGACUGGCAAGAAUCGAGACGACUCAUCCACCGCCUCUGAUGAGCUCCUUUUCAAAGGCAACAUCAGUCGCCGAGCAUUGCGCGAUGCUACUCGUGGCUCAGCUCGAGGAUCGGGCCAUGAGUCUAACUUUUUUCCCAUGAGAGAGCCUCUCCGCCAGACAGUGCCCCAGCCUGCACUUCCUGUACAGUCUGCUCGUGAGAACGCCCGAACUGCCACUCCCUUGGGAGCUCCCAUGGCCCCGCCCAUGGUUGCUCCCAUGACUGCCCCCAAUUCUGCCUCCACAGUUGCUCGGGAAACAGCCCACGACCAGCAGCGCCCAACUGAGUGGAGAAUCCACGGUCGAAGUGACUCGGAUGCCAACAUCCCCGAGCCUAUUCCGGCACCUGCUGGUGACAUUGCCCAGAGGAGCGAGGGUUUCAAGCGCUUCUACAAGGCUGUCGUGUCUCCCACCCACGUCCGUGUUACAGCUGGUGGCCGUAUCGUCCCCAAUACUCGAGGGCCGCCCUCUCCGACAAACAAGCGAGCGACUGAUCACGCCGCCACCAUCGAAAACAUGGGCUUGAGCGACAAGAACGCCCAAGGGAAAUUGCCGACUAACCAGCUUCCCAUGGGGCAGCCGAUUCCUAUCGUGCCGCAGUUUCUUCCUGGCUAUCCUCCUGGCUUUCAGCCGAUGCAACCUCCCAUGUCCUUUGUUCCGAUGGCAUUCAGUUCGCACAUGCCCCAAGGCUUUCAAUUUGCUCAACCCCCGGUCACGCCGGCUGCUAUGGCUCCUGCAGCCUCAGGAAGCGCCUCGACUUCCAAGGACAAUGCCGACCUCAAGGCCUUCGAUUCCCAGAGCACCAGUCACCUACCGGGCGACAAGCAGGACAAGCCAAAGAUAUCGCCUCCAGAGUGGUUUGACUACACGAAGCCCUACUUCUACAACGGUCAGAUCAUCUACCCCGUUGGGAACAUGUCUACAUCGCUUGCCAACCCCAUGGGUGGUCCCAUGAUGCCUAUGCAGAUGGUCAGCGUUCCUCAAGGCGCUCCGUCUCAGUUGCAGGCCCCCAUGAUGCAUCCUGCCUUGCCCCAUGGGGGAAGCCAGAUGAUGGCCGGAUCUUCGUUUUCACCGCCCAGCCACGGCCCGCAUCAGAUCCACGGAGGCGCUCAUCCCAUCAUACCAGCCAACUUGAACUUUGCGGCGCCAAAUAUGGCUCCUCCCCCAUCGUCGAUUAGGCGCAGCGAGAUUACGAGAAAGCAGAUCGCCGGUUUCAAGCACGCCCUCAAGUACCACGAGGAUCAAUUGCAGUAUAAUCGUCAUCAGAUCGAUGAGAGGGAGAUGGAGAUGAAGGCCCAGCAGUACCGAGACCACAUUGCUCACUUUGAGGCGGUUCUCAAGCAGCAGCUUGAGGCUGAGGCUGAGACCCUGGACCACAAGAAGCCAGAAGUUGGCCGAAACGAUCUUGCUCAGCAGAAAGCCGAGGGAAGCGUCUCUGGCGACACGGGAGUCCAGCAAAGCCAGCAUGAGUCGGAAGAUGCUGUUCGACGAAGGGCCGCAAGCGGCCGUCAGGGUAUCAAUAUAAAUAUCGGCGAUGGUGGCAAUGCAGUCUUUCAGCGCCCCAUUGCUGCGAACCGGUCCUAUGGCGAACCUUCCAGACAGACAGGAAUACCCAGUGAAGCCGUCCUGGCUCCCGCUUUUGAACCCGGCGGCAGAACAUUGCACGAGAUCGCGAACGAGUCCAAUGAGCGACUCAAGUCGGAAGGAGUUUGGAAAUAUGGCCCUGGUAUUCAGAACAUACCAAGCCGGGGUGUCAGCCGGCCUUUCAAUCCGUCGCUGUCGCAUCAGUCUGACCGCGCCGAGGGAAGCUCGAGUUCUGCCAGCGUUUCGGGACAGGGCGGCUCGGCAGAGGCUUUUGGUACCUCCAGAUCUGCCAAGGGCAAGGGUGUUGACAGAGGCGGUGGCAGCAGUGGCUAUUCCAGGUCGAGCUUUGGAGUGCCAUAUCUACUUGGGACUCUUCCCAAGGGUUUAGAUCCCCGCAAGGCUACUGAUCACGACUACAUUUACACUCGCCCUCUGAACGAGGAUGAGGUUCGCGCCCGCUACCUGUAUUGGGGAAAAGCACCCAAGUCUGCCAUGAAAGGGCUUCCCAAGUAUGACGGAAAGCACUUCUACCCCCCUUCUCCCGUCCAGGAACCCAGCAGCCCGGUCACGGCCCAUCGCAACCCCACCGCCCGUUCCGAUGCCGAGCACGCCUAUCGGCAGACCAAGUCUGACCAAGAUCCCUUUCGCCCCAUGACUCCGGUUCAUGAUUCGAUUUCCAAGCCAGUAGGGGCAAGCGAGGAUGGAUAUGCCAUGGGCAGGCUCACGCGCAACGUCUCUUUUGAGACUCAGGUCGACAGCAGUGGUCUUGAAGCCGUGCCAGUGGGUGAUUCUAUUGAUGUUCCAGAGACGGGGACAAUCUUGCGGAACCGUGAGAAUAGCGCGGAUGCAGGCUCUAUUGGGUCGACUGACCGGCGCUCGGAGAGAUCUGGCGCGAGACUCUGGCAGACCGUUUUGAAGAAGGGUCCGACGAUCAGCGCGGUUUCAUCGACUACGGCACAGGCAGUUCUGCCUCUUCACUAUUCGGGUCACGCAGCGGCUUCCCUAAGCCCUUCGAUUACUAAGGACCGGUCCGGCUUUCGCGAGGUUUCUCCAGACAACAGCGGUAUCGUCUCUCCUGGUCUUCAGAAGUGGGCUGAGAACCUUCCCCCUAGCGCGAGCUCUUUGGAGGAUCAGUUCAAAAGGUUGAUGACCUUGAAUGAGUCUCCGGAAGACGGUCGGAUUGAUUUUCGUUCGUAACAAGUAUUCAACAAUGUUAUUGAUAGGCAUGGAUGAGGAGACGAUGGAAGUGUUAUUCAGGGGUUAUUAGUGUAGUACUAUUGUGUGGAACAACAGCAGCAUUCGAGAGGAGGAGAAGGAUGGAGUAUCUGUUUUAUGCCAUACUUGAUGGUUUCAGUGGCUAUAUGCCCAAUUAGUUGAUAGAUGCUCGCCGUCUAAUGAUGUUUAUCGGCCGAGGAGUAUUUAAUCCCAAGGGCAGCUUACUAUUAGAUCAAGGAAUAGAUCUUCCGUAGCACAAGAAGAUUAUGUAUUUGGUUCUGUAGCCA